AUGAAUCUAUUAAUUGUACAGUUAAAACUGCAAAUGCAUAACUUGUGGAUUAUUUUAUUUUCAGGUGAAACAGGCACUCUUGAAAGUGAGAUUGCCGCUCAGAUCACCGCGAAAAAGGCCUGGAAGCUAAUUCUUCCUGGUGGCCCUCAGCUAGGCCCAGAAGCAAUCAAAACUGGAAUUGAUGUCGAGGUCACCGCGAGCUUUUCCAAAGUGUCGAUAAUUACCAUGUUGGCGCCUUCUCCUGAUUGGUUCAUUGGAAUUGACAGUCGUGACAUGUGUGACAACGGCAAAUGGCGGGAAAGUAUGAAUGUCACCAUGUUAGCCCCAUAUGAUGCCGGGACGGAGAACGGAACAGCAUUUUCGACCAACAAUACAGCCACUAACCCGCCUGAUAAAAUUUCCAAAAUCACAAACAACACGGCUGGUGCUUUUAAUGGCCCAAAUCCCAUCCCAAGCUUGGGAGAGUUUAGGUUUGUGAAGACAGAUGGACCAGCGGAACCAACCGAAAGCUCAGUCGGCAAAGCAUCUUUUAAUUUUGCAGUGUUCACAAGCGCUGCUAUCAUACUAGCGUUGUUGUUUUGA
Molecule: messenger RNA, 582 nt
Organism: Orbicella faveolata
Lineage: Eukaryota; Metazoa; Cnidaria; Anthozoa; Scleractinia; Merulinidae
Product: spondin-2-like
Biological process (GO): cell adhesion
Cellular component (GO): extracellular matrix
Source: RefSeq, a predicted model, not a curated record